Rangifer tarandus platyrhynchus (Svalbard reindeer) is the source of this 459-nucleotide messenger RNA. The record is from the annotation of a GenBank genome assembly. NCBI's taxonomy places the organism in Eukaryota, Metazoa, Chordata, Mammalia, Artiodactyla, Cervidae.
AUGCCACAAGAUCGUGUGUGGAUAAGACAGGAAGCAAGAAUGUUGGGGGCCGUGCAAAUAAUGACUGGUCUGUUUGUUCACUCCCUGGGACUGCUCUGGACAUAUUUGUUAGUCUCACAAAUUAUAGCAUUUCAAAGAGUAUAUAUUCCUGUUGCAGUACUGUCAGGAUUCCCGUUUUGGGCAGCUGGUUUUUUUUUGCUGUCAGGAAUCUUUACAGUAUUGUUUGAGAGGAAGCGUUCAAGGUCUCUGAUGACCUAUUCUAUAGUACUGAACAUCUUGAGUGCCUGCAGUGCAGUGAUCGGUCUGCUUUUACUAUGUCUUGAAUUUUUAAUCUUUGCUUUAGCUAAAACUGCUGCUUGGCCACACGGGAUCUUCCCAAUCCAGGGAUUGGACCUGCAUCUUCUGAACUGGCAAGUGGAUAAUUUACCACUAAGCCACCAGGGAUACUCACAUUCCUAA